Molecule: messenger RNA, 1937 nt
Organism: Gastrolobium bilobum
Lineage: Eukaryota; Viridiplantae; Streptophyta; Magnoliopsida; Fabales; Fabaceae
Product: cyclin-dependent kinase C-2-like
Exons: 13
Coding region: 153-1718 (521 amino acids)
Biological process (GO): protein phosphorylation; positive regulation of transcription elongation by RNA polymerase II
Cellular component (GO): nucleus; cyclin-dependent protein kinase holoenzyme complex
Molecular function (GO): RNA polymerase II CTD heptapeptide repeat kinase activity; cyclin-dependent protein serine/threonine kinase activity; ATP binding
Source: RefSeq, a predicted model, not a curated record
AAAAAACAGAGUGGGUUUAUAAACCCUAGGCUUCACUUCCCACACUUUCCACUCUCAGAUUAUCAUCACCAUCAUCAAUCCUUUUGGUCUUUGUUGCAAUUUGUGAAAUUUCGGCUUCAUCUCUUUCUCCUUCUCUAUCAGAAGUUUGAAGGAUGGCUUUGGCAGCACCGGGCCAACUCAAUGUGAAUGAAUACCCUUCGUGGGGAUCAAGAAGCGUUGAUUGCUUCGAGAAGUUGGAGCAAAUUGGCGAGGGCACAUAUGGUCAGGUUUACAUGGCUAGAGAGAUCAAAACUGGUGAAAUUGUUGCUCUGAAGAAAAUACGAAUGGACAAUGAGAGAGAAGGGUUUCCUAUAACUGCUAUACGUGAAAUCAAAAUUCUAAAGAAACUACACCAUGAAAAUGUGAUCAAGUUGAAAGAAAUUGUGACUUCUCCAGGCCCCGAGAAGGAUGAACAAGGGAGGUCAGAUGGUAGCAAAUAUAAAGGUGGCAUCUAUAUGGUCUUUGAAUACAUGGACCAUGAUUUAACUGGUCUUGCUGACCGACCUGGGAUGAGAUUUACAGUUCCCCAAAUUAAGUGUUACAUGAAACAGCUUUUGACGGGGCUUUACUAUUGUCAUGUAAAUCAUGUACUUCAUCGUGAUAUCAAAGGAUCAAACCUUCUUAUAGAUAAUGAAGGCAAUCUGAAGCUUGCUGAUUUUGGACUGGCACGAUCAUUUUCUACUGAGCACAAUGCAAAUCUUACAAAUCGUGUCAUCACAUUAUGGUACAGACCCCCUGAGUUGCUGCUAGGGACAACAAAGUAUGGGCCUGCAGUAGAUAUGUGGUCUGUUGGGUGCAUUUUUGCCGAGCUUCUUCAUGGGAAGCCUAUCUUUCCUGGAAAAGAUGAGCCAGAACAAAUAAAUAAGAUUUUUGAGAUGUGUGGAGCACCAGAUGAGGUGAAUUGGCCUGGUGUUUCUAAGAUUCCUUGGUAUAAUCAAUUUAAGCCAACAAGACCAAUGAAAAGACGUCUGAGGGAAGCUUUCAGACAUUUUGAUCGUCAUGCUCUGGAAUUGUUGGAGAAAAUGCUGACACUUGAUCCUGCUCAGAGAAUUACUGCCAAGGAUGCACUUGAUGCCGAGUAUUUCUGGACUGAUCCAUUACCAUGUGAUCCCAAGAGUUUACCCAAGUAUGAGUCAUCACAUGAGUUCCAGACUAAGAAAAAGCGCCAGCAGCAACGGCAAAAUGAAGAAAAUGCCAAGCGUCUUAAAAUGCAGCAUCCACAGCAGCAUACUCGUCUUCCCCCCAUUCAGCUGGCUGGUCAACAGCAUACCCAGAUGCGGCAAGGUCCUAACCACCCAAUUCAUGGCUCUCAACCAGCAGUUGCAGCAGGAACUAGCCAUCAUUAUGGAAAGCCUCGAGGUCCCUCUGGUGGGCCAGGAAGAUAUGCUCCCGGUGGGAACCCUGGCGGUGGCGGGGGAUACAAUCACCUAAAUCGGGGAGGUCAAGGAGGAGGGGGUGGUGGUGGUUACGGAAGUGGGCCAUAUCCUCCUCAAGGGAGGGGUGCACCUUAUGGGUCUAGUGGUGGUGGUCCUCGUGGUAGUGGUGGUGGUAGCGGUGGAGGCUAUGGAGUUGGAGCUCAAAAUUAUCCCCAAGGUGGUCCAUACGGUGGAUCAGCUGCGGGUCGUGGCUCAAACAUGAUGGGUGGAAACCGCAACCAACAGUAUGGUUGGCAGCAGUAAACCCAAAUGUAAUGUAUAAAAAAAAAAUUUGGAAUGUGAAAAAAAACAUUUCUACUAAGUGUAAAUAGUAAUUUUAGAUUAUGCAGGAAAGGGAUAUAUGGGGUGUUAUAGAAAUUUUUUUUCAAGAUAUGGAGGACCUUUUCUAGUAAUGAUUUAAUGUAGUAAUAGACCACGGUGAUCUAUUUAGCUUGAACUUUGGAAACAAGACAAUCAUUUUGC